Insectozyma verbasci is the source of this 744-nucleotide messenger RNA. The record is from the annotation of a GenBank genome assembly. Lineage: Eukaryota; Fungi; Ascomycota; Pichiomycetes; Serinales; Debaryomycetaceae.
AUGCCAUCUUCAUCAAGACCAACCACUCCUUUGGAAAGAAGAAGAAGAAAAUCACAUAGAUCAUCAGGAAUUACAGUACCUACAUUAUCACCAAAAAUACAUCAUUAUCCAAUAGAUAAAGACCAUUUACCAUUAGAAUCACCAGAUAUAAUAUCUAAAUUUACUUCAUUGUCAGAUUCUAUAGAUGAUUUAGAUAUUAAUAUGAGAGAUCUAUAUCAAAUACAUGAUGCAUUAUCAGGACAAACUAAUGAAUCAUUUGCUAGUUUUUUAUAUGGUUUAUCUAUGACAUUAUGGUGCGUUGAUUUUCCUGGAAAUCCAUCAAAAGAAACAUACGAAGAAUCAAUAAGACGAAAAGAAAGAAAAGAGAAAAUAAAACAAAUCGAACAGAAAAUAGAAGAAGCUGAAAGUAUAAAUUUAAGAUUAAAACAAAGAUUAAAUGAAGAGAAAAUAAAACAACCAAUAACAAAACCAGUAACGAAACAAAUUACCAGACCACUAAGAACAACACUGCAAAAUAUACCUAAUAAAAGACCCAAACAUAAUGAAAAUGAUACAGGCAGUGAAAAUUCAUUUGUCGCUCAACCACAAAAUAAAUCAAAAAUACCAUUUGCAAAACCAACAAGUAGAAAUAGUUCUGGUCCAAAUUUAAAUCAACCACCGAGAUAUAUGAGAGGAUUAUUUGAUAAAAAACAAGAUCAAUCAAGUAAACCAAGUAGUUUAGCAAAUCGACCACGAUUUAGGUAA